AUGGCUGGACCACCUCAGCAGGCUGAAGGCUCCGGCUCGGCUCAAGCCAGUGGCUCGAGCACUGCUCGCAAAACCUUUGAGCUCAACAACGACGUUCAGGUAGCCGAUCCAUCCGACUCCCUCUUCGCCUAUUCUCGUGAUGAGGAGCGAGUCCUCGAGGAUGCUGCACCAUGGAAGAAAGAUCCCCACUACUUCCACACCGUCAAGAUCUCGGCUGUAGCGCUCAUCAAGAUGGUGACGCACGCGCGCUCGGGCGGAGCAUACGAGAUCAUGGGCGUCAUGUAUGGCAAGGUCCGAGACGGGGUCUUCUGGAUCAUGGACGCCGCCGCCCUGCCCGUCCAAGGUACCGAGACCCGUGUCAACGCCGGAAACGAGGCGUUCGAGUACAUGGUCAACUUCCAGACAGCCAAUAACGAGGUGGGGAAGGAUGAGAUGUUGAGGGGAUGGUAUCACUCGCAUCCGGGCUACGGGUGCUGGUUGUCGGGUAUCGACGUCAAUACCCAAAUGACCAACCAAAGCUUCAACGACCCUUAUCUUGCCGUCGUUAUUGACCCCAACCGUACUGUAUCAGCGGGCAAGGUUGAGAUCGGAGCGUUCCGGACGUUUCCCGAAGGUUACGAAGCACCCCAGACAUCCCAAUACCAGUCCAUCCCGAUGGACAAGAUCGAGGAUUUCGGUGUACACGCCAACUCGUACUAUCCGCUCAAGGUCGAGAUCUACAAGACGAGGCUGGACGAGCAGCUCCUCGACCUUCUCUGGAACAAGUACUGGGUUGCUACGCUCAGUCAGAGUCUGAUCUCCUCCAACCGAGCAUACGCCACCUCGCAGCUCGCAGACCUCGGCGCGAAGCUUCACUCUGCCCCGCUCGACGCGUCAGCCAAGCUCAAGAAGAAGGAUGAGGGGGUCGAGGAUGAUGCGACACCGCUGAACCAGGCGACGCAGGAUAGUGUCCGCAUCAACACCGAGCUUCAAAAUGGAAUGACGGCGCAAGUCAUCAAGGAGAAGCUGUUCAAUGGCAAGCUGGACGCCGAGGGCGCGAGGAAGGCGGUCCUGGGUGUGUUGUAG
This is a messenger RNA of Dioszegia hungarica, 1065 nucleotides long. RefSeq names its product JAB1/Mov34/MPN/PAD-1 ubiquitin protease-domain-containing protein. Gene Ontology annotation, molecular function: metallopeptidase activity; deNEDDylase activity; protein binding. The transcript has 6 exons. The record is from RefSeq and is a predicted model, not a curated record. Lineage: Eukaryota; Fungi; Basidiomycota; Tremellomycetes; Tremellales; Bulleribasidiaceae. The coding region runs from base 1 to 1065 and encodes 354 amino acids. Gene Ontology annotation, biological process: protein deneddylation. Gene Ontology annotation, cellular component: COP9 signalosome; cytoplasm.